Messenger RNA from Pestalotiopsis fici W106-1, 726 nucleotides. RefSeq lists its product as uncharacterized. The transcript is spliced from 2 exons. Gene Ontology annotation, biological process: ribosome biogenesis; rRNA pseudouridine synthesis; snRNA pseudouridine synthesis. NCBI's taxonomy places the organism in Eukaryota, Fungi, Ascomycota, Sordariomycetes, Amphisphaeriales, Sporocadaceae. Gene Ontology annotation, cellular component: box H/ACA snoRNP complex; nucleolus. Bases 1 to 726 code for a protein of 241 amino acids. Gene Ontology annotation, molecular function: box H/ACA snoRNA binding. The record is from RefSeq and is a predicted model, not a curated record.
AUGGGCUCCACGAAACCCGAGAAGAAGGAAAAGAAGGACAAGUCCUCCAAGCGAUCCGAGGCCGACGGCGUGUCCAAGUCGUCCAAGACCAAGGGCGACAAGAAGGAGAAGAAGGACAAGAAGGACAAGCUCAAGACUGCCGUCCUCAACGCUGCUCUCGACGACAAGCUGCAGGCCGACGCCGCCGCCCAGUCCCUCGAAAAGGCACCCGAGGUCACCGAGGUCGAGGUUGAGGAGGAGGAUGGUGAAAAGGUCACAAAGCACGUUGUCGGCGCCCUGGUGCCGUUUGCCCGUCCUCUUGCUGAGGAGAAGGGUACCAAGAAGAUCCUGAAGACUGUGCGCAAGGCGGCAAAGAACAAGACCCUCAAGCGCGGCGUCAAGGAGGUCGUCAAGGCCCUGCGCAAGUCCCCAGCCUCGGGUCCCACCAACCAGUCCUUCCCGGGCGUCGUGAUCCUGGCCGGCGACAUCUCCCCCAUGGACGUCAUCUCGCACAUUCCCGUGCUGUGCGAGGACGUCAACGUCCCCUACAUUUUCGUCACGUCGCGCGCCGAGCUCGGCGCCGCCGGCAGCACCAAGCGCCCCACCAGCGUCGUCAUGGUCACGGAGAAGCGGACGGGCGGCAAAAAGGGCGAGAAGGAGGAGGCUGUCGAUGAGGACUUUGCCGAGACCUACAAGGACCUGGUCAAGCUUGUGCAGAAGGAGUCCAAGCAGCUCAAGUUCACGUGA